Molecule: messenger RNA, 1171 nt
Organism: Hydra vulgaris (swiftwater hydra)
Lineage: Eukaryota; Metazoa; Cnidaria; Hydrozoa; Anthoathecata; Hydridae
Product: 1-acylglycerol-3-phosphate O-acyltransferase ABHD5
Biological process (GO): phosphatidic acid biosynthetic process; lipid homeostasis
Cellular component (GO): mitochondrion
Molecular function (GO): carboxylic ester hydrolase activity; lysophosphatidic acid acyltransferase activity
Source: RefSeq, a predicted model, not a curated record
AAAUUUAUAAACAUUUACAAGUUUAAAUUUUUGAAGAAUAAAAAAAAAAUUUUAAAAAUAAAAUUAAAAUGUAAUAUCUAAAUUGAAAGCAAUGCCUCGGUGGUUACCUACAUCUCCCAAACAUUUGGAGGAAGCUGAAGAUAGGGUUUUGUCAUCUGUAAAAGUCCCAAUAGAAAAGUACUUUGUUGAAAUCUUUGAUGGUUUUCAGAUUCGUACUUAUAAAAUUUUAUCUACAAAUGGUAACUCCAGCAAAUCACCGUUGGUGCUGAUUCAUGGAUUUGCUGCUGGUGCUGGCUUUUGGUCUCUUAAUUUUGAUGAAUUGUCUCAAGAACAAGAUGUAUAUGCUAUUGAUCUAUUGGGUUUUGGGCGGAGCUCUAGACCAAAGUUUCCAAAUGAUCAAGAUGAUAUAGAAAAUAUGUUUGUUAGCUCUAUAGAAUCUUGGAGAAAAGCUGUUGGCAUUGUAGAUAUGGUUUUACUUGGGCACAGCUUCGGAGGAUAUUUAGCUGUGUUAUAUUCCAUGGUCUACCCAAAUAGAGUUGUUCAUUUAAUCCUUGCAGAUCCCUGGGGUUUUCCUGAAAGAGAUGUACUUGAAAAUUAUUUUUCAAAAUGGAAAUUAUGUGUGUUUACUGCUUUGGCUUCAACACUCAACCCUUUAGCAAUCCUUAGAGCUUUUGGACCUUAUGGACCUUCACUAGUAUCAAGAUUACGACCUGACAUAAAAGAACGCUAUGAACGAUUAUAUGGAGAUGGAGAUACAAGAGUUACAGACUACAUCUAUCAUUGCAAUGCCCAAGAACCAAGCGGUGAAAUAGCAUUUUUUACUAUUUCUUCGAUUGGAUUUGCAAAUCGUCCUUUAAAUCAGAGAAUUCAAGCUAUGUCACCACAAGUUCCUAUUACAAUACUCUAUGGCUCAAACUCUUGGGUUAUUAAAUUUUAUAAUUUUAACUAUGUGAGGAGUAUACUAAGAGAUUCGUAUAUAAAGAUAUAUGAAAUUAAAGAUGCUAGUCACCAUUUGUAUGCUGACCAAGUAGAUGAAUUUAAUAGAUUAGUUAUAAAAGCUUGCAACAGUGUUCGUAAAAAAAUGGAAUCAAUGAAAGUAACCCAAGUUUAAUAUUCAUACGUAAUUUUUUUUUAUAUUUAUUUUAUAACUAAAGAGAUUAUUAUUGAAACA